Trypanosoma rangeli is the source of this 1641-nucleotide messenger RNA. Its product is annotated as zinc finger family protein. Bases 1 to 1641 code for a protein of 546 amino acids. Gene Ontology annotation, biological process: mitotic cell cycle checkpoint signaling; ubiquitin-dependent protein catabolic process; protein ubiquitination. The record is from RefSeq and is a predicted model, not a curated record. Lineage: Eukaryota; Euglenozoa; Kinetoplastea; Trypanosomatida; Trypanosomatidae. Gene Ontology annotation, molecular function: metal ion binding; protein binding; ubiquitin-protein transferase activity. The transcript has a single exon. Gene Ontology annotation, cellular component: nucleus.
AUGACACAAAAAAGGCAACGCGUGCGCAACGGCGCAGCCGCCUCAAAGCGAGGAAAUGAAGGUGUAGAAGACGCAGAACCGUCGGGCAUUUUACCGCAGGGCGGUCUUGAUCGCAUUGCCUCGUGGGAGGUCGAAGAACCACAUGUCACGGCCGAAGAGGAUACUGUUGAAAGUGCCUUUGAACGUGUGGCGCCGUCAGUGAGCGGGCCACUGGUGGCGCGACUCAUCCCGCUUUCCACAGGGAACACGGGACUCUCCUCUAUCGAUAUCCACCGCGACGUGGGCGACAUGAUACUGGGACGCUCCAAAGAGCUUGUAGUGGAAUGCCGCAUCGACGUCGCCUUGGUGUCCGCGCGGCACUGUGAGUUGACUGUCAACCCCACCACACGAAGCAUCAGCAUCCGCGACGUCUCCACCAAUGGGACAUUUAUCAACGGAAAUCGGAUUGAAAAGAAUGUGUGGGUGGAGCUACAUUCCGGCGAUCGCGUAUUCCUCACACAUCCGGCGAAUGCAUCACAACCGGACGCCUCCAGCGUUGGGUUUCUUUUUCAGAGUAUCAGUGAAAAAAUACGGGCUGACGUACUACAGGAGGAGUUGACGUGCCCUGUGUGCAAGGGUUUGUACGUCCGUCCCUGCAGUAUACUCCCAUGUUUGCAUGUCUUUUGCGCCGGCUGCGUUAGCCGGUGGAUAGACGCCGGUAAUAGGAAAUGCAUCCAGUGCCGCUCCGAGGUUUGGGAGGUGCGCCCGACGCACAAGCUACAAAGCUGCGUUGAGGAGUUGCUCAAGACCAACCCUGAGCUCUCUCGCACUAGCGAUGAACUGGCGGAGUUAGUGGCGUUUGACACCAUUCCGCCGAGGGGAAGAGUUGUCAAAAAACGACGCCGCUAUAGUGAAGACCGCAGCGACGAUGACGAUUAUUCCAGUUUGGAUAGUACUUCAGAAAGUGACGACGGUGCAAACAUUGGCCAAGGUUCCAUGUUGAGCUACGAUGCAAGUGGGCACGGGCACACUCGCUCUAUCGGACGCUGUCAGCAGUGCCGGCGCGCAUCUCGUGAGGACGGUUUUCGGUGCCGCCCAGAUGGACUACACUUGCACUGCCCAAUGUGUUACCGGAGCUUUCCACACCGACCUCUGUGUCCUCGGCCCCAGUGUUGCCAGCUCUGUGGUGCCUCGUACUGUAACCUGUACUACCAACGGGAGGGCGGUUGCCCCGCCAACCGUGGCGGUUUGACGCGCCUGCGACAAUGCCCUCCCAGGUCCACACUGCCCCAGAAAUGUUUUGGUGGCAACGCUGUGGAGCAAAAUAUUAUUUCCAGGUACUUGUCCGCCAAGGGUAUCACGCUGGAGACGGUGUGGAAGGAGUGCCUGGAGAAAAUGGAGGCAGGGGAGUGGGUUCCGGACAUCACCUGCGUGAAUGGGCAGCUGACGGUGGAUUCCCCCCUCUGUGAGGAAUGCAUCAACAGUAUCUUUGCGUCAUUACUGUUUCACUACCGACGCGCGGUGCCGAAUUACGAACUCCCUGAAAGCGUCACUGACAGACCGAGUUGCUGGUAUGGCAUCAACUGCCGCACGCAGUUUCACAAGGCAGAACACGCAAACCGAUACAACCAUGUGUGUUACCAAGAGAAGCGGAAGGAGUAG